UAACGACAUAGAGUUAAAGUAAGUUUAAAUCAUACGUGUUUAAGCACUUAUACAUGUGUAUGUCGGAUGUUUAAUAGUCAGCCAAUGCAGUGAACAUAUGUUUUUCAUUACAUGAAAUAACUGUGUGUUACAGAAGGCGCGAUGAAGUAUUGUAGUACACGCGGAGGUGUCAGUGACGCCACGUUCGAGGAGGCGGUGUUUACGGGAUAUGCGGCAGACGGAGGGAUCCUCCUUCCACAGGAAAUACAACCUGUCUCCAUGGAAACACUCAAAGCCUGGAGUAAGCUGUCGUUUGUAGAAUUGGCGAAGGAAAUAAUGCAACUGUUCAUCUCGAACGACGAGAUCCCGACUGCUGACUUGAAAGAUCUUGUAGACAGAGCUUUCGCAACUUUCAGUACUCCGGAAGUAGCCCCCGUUACGCGCCUUAAAGAUGACGUCACAAUUUUGGAGCUGUUCCACGGUCGAACUUGGGCGUUUAAGGACGUUGCAUUAUCGUGUGUGGGGCAGUUCAUAAACUAUUUCUGUUCAAAGUCGAAAAAGCAUUAUACAAUUAUCGUUGGAACAUCCGGUGAUACCGGAAGCGCGGCUAUCGAGGCGGUACGGGGGCUUCCGUGGGUGGAUAUCGUGGUUCUUUUGCCCCGAGGCCGCACGUCGCUCGUGCAGGAGCGUCAGAUGACAUCUGUUCUAGAUGACAACGUGCACGUGUUCAGAGUUGAUGGAACAUCGGAUGACCUCGACCUUGUUAUCAAGCCCGUGUUCAUGGACGGGGAGUUCCGAGCCCGCCACCUGCUCACCUCAAUCAACUCCAUCAACUGGGCACGAAUACUCGUGCAGAUUGUGCACUACUUUUACGCCUACUUUCAGAUGAGCCCCGACUGUGAUAAAACUGUUGAAAUUGUGGUGCCUACAGGAGCAUGUGGAAAUGUAACUUCGGGAUGUAUCGCCAGCAAGAUGGGACUGCCUGCGCGACUUGUGUGUGCAGUCACGUGUAACGACAUCGUGGCACGCGCUGUGUCACGUGGCGACUACAGCGUGUCUGCUGGGGUUACGCCCACACUCGCGCCCGCUAUGGACAUUCAGAUCCCGUACAACAUGGAGCGUAUCUGGCACGUUUUUAGCGGCGGUGACUGGAAACUGGUGCGUUCCCUCAUGGACCAGUUUGAGCUGACCGGGGCCGUGCAGGUGCCCGCCGAUCUCCGUGACAAGAUCUCGGCUGUAAUUUGUGAGACAUACGUGGUAAGUGAUGCGACAGUGACCGCUACCAUGAGGCGGCUAUGGGAGGACGGCCAUUACCUCCCGUGUCCACAUACCGCAACUGCUGUCGCCUACCACCUUCACAAAUGGGACAGUGGCAACCGAGACCCUAGAAUUUGCAUCGCCACUGCGUCGGUGGCUAAGUUUCGGGAGGCGGUUGAGGCAGCUCAACUUCCGGUGGCUGCGGACGGCCGCGUCGACGAGCUGCUCAAGCGACCAACACGCUACCGAGACCUGGAGAAGGACGAGGACUGGGACCGGGCGAUCAGAGACGCCGUAGAAGACAUUAACCGCCGCCGCGCCUCCGGGAACUGUUGAUAUUUGUUCUGAUUUUUAUCUCCAUUUUUGUGUUGUAGAAUCCAUUCAACGACUAUAAUAAGUAUAUCCUUCUGGUUGAACAUUUUGCAAGCUUUAACACCCUGUAUUAGUGUCUGGUAGUUUUAAAUAAAUGUUACAAGUAAAAUAUACUUAAAAAUAAAUCAGAUACAUCUUGUUUUGUUUCUUUUAAACGAAGAUCAUUUAUAUGACCGCAAGUUGCGGGUUAUUUGACCAAUUAUAAGGCCGACUUACUGCUUUUAAAAAGAACAAGCGUUAAGAUUGUAAUUAUUGUAUGCAUUUACAAUAAAAUAUAUCAGGAAACUUA
Mya arenaria is the source of this 1897-nucleotide messenger RNA. RefSeq names its product threonine synthase-like 2. Gene Ontology annotation, biological process: 2-oxobutyrate biosynthetic process; dephosphorylation. The transcript has 10 exons. Gene Ontology annotation, molecular function: pyridoxal phosphate binding. Bases 142 to 1572 code for a protein of 476 amino acids. The record is from RefSeq and is a predicted model, not a curated record. Lineage: Eukaryota; Metazoa; Mollusca; Bivalvia; Myida; Myidae.